Elephantulus edwardii (Cape elephant shrew) is the source of this 5799-nucleotide messenger RNA. RefSeq names its product Ras protein-specific guanine nucleotide-releasing factor 1 (gene RASGRF1). Gene Ontology annotation, biological process: Ras protein signal transduction; positive regulation of GTPase activity. The transcript is spliced from 27 exons. Gene Ontology annotation, cellular component: plasma membrane. The record is from RefSeq and is a predicted model, not a curated record. Bases 390 to 4163 code for a protein of 1257 amino acids. Gene Ontology annotation, molecular function: guanyl-nucleotide exchange factor activity; protein binding. NCBI's taxonomy places the organism in Eukaryota, Metazoa, Chordata, Mammalia, Macroscelidea, Macroscelididae.
GUGCGUGUGUCCCUGUCCUCGCUGCUGAAACGGGCUCUUCGAGGGAUCGGGAUCGGCGUCACAUGACUCCGCCUGCCCUUCGCCAGCGCGCAGCUCACCAGUCCCUCAGUUUGCCCAGCGCCAGGGGAAGGUCGGACUGCAACGCCAGGGUCCGGGGGUCCUGCGGAACUGAGGAGAGGUGCAGGCGGGGAAUGGCACAUCUGGACUCUGGAAACCGUGGGCCGGCGCCAGAUCCCGGAGUGUAGACAUUUGGGGGAGGGCGGAGAAAAGGCGGGGGGAGCAAAGGAGCGAGCGCCAGAGAGAGGCAGCGCGCGGCGCGCACUGACUGGGGUCUGCCAAGUGCGCGGAGAAGAUGUAAGCGCGUGGGGUCUCGCUGGCCUCCGAGCAUCAUGCAGAAGGGGAUCCGGCUGAACGAUGGCCACGUCGCGUCCCUGGGACUGCUGGCGCGCAAGGACGGUACGCGCAAGGGCUACCUGAGCAAGCGGAGUUCGGACAACACAAAAUGGCAAACCAAGUGGUUCGCGCUGCUGCAGAACCUGCUCUUUUACUUCGAGAGCGACUCGAGCUCGAGGCCCUCGGGGCUCUAUCUCCUAGAGGGCUGCAUCUGCGACCGAGCGCCAUCCCCCAAGCCGGCGCUCUCUGCCAAGGAGCCGCUGGAGAAACAGCAUUAUUUCACGGUUAACUUCACCCAUGAGAACCAGAAAGCCUUGGAGCUGAGGACAGAGGAUGCAAAGGACUGUGACGAGUGGGUGGCGGCCAUCGCUCACGCCAGCUACAGGACCCUGGCCACAGAGCAUGAAGCACUGAUGCAGAAGUACCUCCACUUGCUGCAGAUCGUGGAGACAGAGAAAACUGUGGCCAAACAGCUACGGCAGCAGAUUGAGGAUGGGGAGAUCGAGAUCGAGCGGCUGAAGGCAGAGAUUGCAUCGUUGCUCAAGGACAAUGAGCGCAUCCAGUCCACCCAGACCGUCACCCCCAAUGAUGAAGACAGUGACAUCAAGAAAAUUAAGAAGGUGCAGAGCUUCCUGCGGGGCUGGCUGUGCAGGCGCAAGUGGAAGACCAUCAUCCAGGACUACAUCCGGUCCCCACAUGCUGACAGCAUGCGCAAGCGCAACCAGGUGGUGUUCAGCAUGCUGGAGGCCGAGGCCGAGUACGUGCAGCAACUGCACAUUCUCGUCAAUAACUUCCUACGCCCCCUGCGCAUGGCCGCCAGUUCGAAGAAGCCCCCCAUCACGCACGAUGACGUCAGCAGCAUCUUCUUAAACAGCGAAACCAUCAUGUUUUUGCACCAGAUCUUUUAUCAAGGCCUGAAAGCUCGCAUCUCCAGCUGGCCCACCCUGGUCCUGGCCGACCUGUUUGACAUCCUGCUGCCUAUGCUCAACAUCUACCAGGAGUUUGUCCGCAAUCACCAGUACAGCCUGCAGAUUCUGGCCCACUGCAAGCAGAACCGCGACUUUGACAAGCUGCUCAAACACUACGAGGCCAAGCCAGACUGUGAGGAGAGGACGCUGGAGACCUUCCUCACCUACCCCAUGUUCCAGAUCCCCAGGUACAUCCUGACACUCCACGAGCUCCUGGCCCACACACCUCACGAGCAUGUUGAGCGCAACAGCCUGGACUAUGCCAAGUCCAAGCUAGAGGAGCUGUCCAGGAUAAUGCAUGACGAAGUAAGUGAGACAGAGAACAUCCGGAAAAACCUGGCCAUCGAGCGUAUGAUCAUCGAGGGCUGUGAGAUCCUCCUUGACACCAGCCAGACCUUUGUAAGACAAGGCUCCCUCAUCCAGGUGCCCAUGUCCGAAAAGGGCAAGAUCACCAGAGGGCGCCUGGGGUCUCUGUCACUAAAGAAAGAGGGCGAGCGGCAAUGCUUCCUGUUUUCUAAGCAUCUGAUUAUCUGCACCAGAGGCUCUGGUGGGAAGCUUCACCUGACCAAGAAUGGAGUCAUAUCCCUCAUUGACUGCACCUUACUGGAGGAGCCAGAAAGCACAGAGGAGGAGGCCAAAGGAUCUGGCCAAGACAUAGACCACUUGGAUUUUAAGAUUGGGGUGGAGCCGAAGGACUCCCCUCCCUUCACAGUCAUCCUCGUGGCCUCGUCCAGACAGGAGAAGGCGGCAUGGACCAGUGACAUCAGCCAGUGUGUGGAUAACAUCCGCUGUAAUGGGCUCAUGAUGAACGCCUUUGAAGAAAAUUCCAAAGUCACCGUGCCACAGAUGAUCAAGUCUGAUGCCUCCUUAUAUUGUGACGACGUUGACAUUCGCUUCAGCAAAACCAUGAACUCCUGCAAAGUGCUGCAGAUCCGAUAUGCGAGCGUGGAGCGACUGCUGGAGAGGCUGACGGACCUGCGCUUCCUGAGCAUCGACUUCCUCAACACCUUCCUGCACUCCUACCGCGUCUUUACCACAGCCGUUGUGGUCCUGGACAAGCUCAUCACCAUCUACAAGAAGCCCAUCAGCGCCAUCCCUGCCAGGUCUCUGGAGCUCUUAUUUGCCAGCGGCCAGAACAACAAGCUUCUGUAUGGUGACCCUCCCAAGUCCCCACGCGCCACCCGCAAGUUCUCCUCACCACCACCCCUGUCCAUCACCAAGACCUCGUCUCCCAGCCGCCGACGGAAGCUCUCCUUGAACAUCCCCAUCAUCACAGGUGGCAAGGCUCUUGACCUGGCCGCACUCAGCUGCAACUCCAAUGGCUAUACCAGCAUGUACUCAGCCAUGUCGCCCUUCAGCAAGGCCACGCUGGACACCAGCAAACUCUACGUGUCCAGCAGCUUCACCAAUAAAAUUCCAGAUGAGGGUGAUUCCACUACUGAGAAGACUGAGGACUCUUCAAUUCUCAGCAAGCAAAGCUCAGAAGUCUCCAUGAGGGAGGAGUCAGACACUGAUCAAAACCAGAGUGAUGAUGGUGAUACUGAGACCUCACCAACUAAGUCUCCAACAACACCAAAAUCAACCAAAAGCAAAAAUUCUUCAGAGUUCCCACUCUUUGCCUAUAAUAAUGGUGUUGUCAUGACUUCCUGCCGAGAACUGGACAGUAACCGCAGUGCCCUGUCUGCUGCUUCCGCCUUCGCCAUAGCAACGGCGGGAGCCAACGAGGGCACCCCAAACAAGGAGAAGUAUCGGAGGAUGUCCUUAGCCAGCGCAGGGUUCCCCCCAGACCAAAGGAAUGGAGACAAGGAGUUCGUGAUCCGAAGAGCAGCCACCAACCGUGUCCUCAACGUGCUCCGCCACUGGGUCUCCAAGCACUCACAGGACUUUGAGACCAAUGACGAGCUCAAAUGCAAGGUGAUCAGCUUUCUGGAGGAGGUCAUGCACGACCCGGAGCUCCUGACCCAGGAGCGUAAGGCUGCGGCCAACAUCAUCAGGACCCUGACCCAGGAGGACCCAGGCGACAACCAGAUCACGCUGGAGGAGAUCACACAGAUGGCUGAAGGUGUGAAGGCUGAGCCCUUUGAAAACCACUCAGCCCUGGAGAUCGCAGAGCAGCUGACCUUGUUGGACCACCUCGUUUUCAAGAAGAUUCCCUAUGAGGAAUUCUUUGGACAAGGCUGGAUGAAACUCGAAAAGAACGAAAGGACUCCUUACAUCAUGAAAACCACUAAGCACUUCAAUGAUAUCAGUAACUUGAUUGCUUCUGAAAUAAUCCGCAAUGAGGACAUCAACGCAAGGGUAAGCGCCAUUGAGAAGUGGGUGGCUGUUGCUGACAUUUGCCGCUGCUUACACAACUACAAUGCCGUGCUGGAGAUCACCUCAUCCAUGAACCGGAGUGCCAUCUUCCGACUCAAAAAGACGUGGCUCAAAGUUUCUAAGCAGACAAAAGCUUUGAUUGAUAAGCUCCAAAAGCUUGUGUCAUCAGAGGGCAGAUUUAAGAAUCUGAGAGAAGCUCUGAAAAAUUGUGACCCUCCAUGUGUCCCUUACCUGGGGAUGUACCUCACCGACCUGGCCUUCAUCGAAGAGGGGACACCCAACUACACAGAAGAUGGGCUGGUCAACUUCUCAAAGAUGAGAAUGAUAUCACAUAUUAUCCGAGAGAUUCGCCAGUUUCAACAAACUGCUUACAAGAUAGAACACCAAGCAAAGGUCACUCAAUACUUACUGGACCAAUCUUUUGUAAUGGAUGAAGAAAGCCUCUACGAGUCUUCUCUACGAAUAGAACCAAAACUCCCCACCUGAAGCUGCCCGGCUCGGCCCCAGCUGCCCCUGCCCCAUGUACACUUGCUAUAUGAUAAUUGUACAUAUCUGUUUGGUUUCUCCGGAUUCUCUUCUCUAGUAUGUGCUUCUCCAGGAAUACAAAUCCAUUCUUGUUCUUAGAUUCCUGUAGGAAUAUGAAUUUCUGCAUCGUUUAAGACUUGGCCCACUCAGCCCACCCCGUCUUCCACAGUGCCGGUUUCUUUUCAACAACCGUCCUCCCAGUCUGUCCUUCCCAGAUCGCGUGCUCUUCUCAGAAGGGGAACCGAACCCGUGCACACAUGACUCCUCAGCACCAGACCCGCUUCCUUACUUCCCCGGCCCAGGGCCCUGGGCUGCGUCGGCCACCCAGGCAUCUUCCCAGCAUGUUCCAUGUAGUUGUUAUAACUGGGUAGGGGGUGGGUGGGAGGCGGGAGGGGGAACCAUACCCCGAAGUCCAGUCAUUGACAAAUCUUUCCGCUGAUGGUGAUGCCAAUUUCCAAAGCAGCUUUUUCAGCCAAAAUCUCGCAGGUCUCAAAACUCUCCAUCUCCCAGUAACCUGGAUGGAAGGGAUUCCUCUCCGCUGAGAACCACGCCAUUCACCACCAAUGCUGCGAUCUCGUCCAGCCACCACGUCCCUCCUUGCUCUAGGAUAACAUCCAACAGCAUGACAGCAGCCUCAAUCCGUCUGGACGAGGCCCUGGAGCUUCCCGAGGGAAACGGAGUCACAACCCCAAGUCACGUCGACUUGGACCACUGUCCAGCAUCUACUGGAAGUCGGGAACACACACACACACAAAUGUAACUGUUCCACCUUUAGCUGCCGAACAGUCACCACAAGCUUACGUUGAGAUGCUCUAAGUCUGUAUACCUUGUGAUAAUUAGUACCACACUGUAGAAUUAGGAACUCAAUAACCAAGUGUUUUUAUUGCAUAUACUGUAGUCCUGUCUAAAUGCCUUCUAGCAGGAAUAUAGUACUGUAGUGCUUAUUCUGUGAAUAUUACCAUGUAUUUUUUACAUUGUACAGUAUAGAAAACACAGGUUAACUCUAAAGUGGCAGGCAUGCUCCACUACAACUAACAGACAACUUUUGCUGUAAGCAAUACCUAGUGGUAUGAGAAUUCUAUUUCAAGUCCUAAAAUAUUUCAACUUACAGCUUGUUUGGAAAAAAAAAAGAAAUUUCCAUUUUUGUAAAAAUAUAUGUUUCCUGAUUACCUCUUGCUAAUAAAUCUAUUCUAUCUCAGGGUGAAUAGUGAGUUUGGCUGUGUUUCAUUCGUUCACUCAAGAAAUACUGGCUGGCCAUUUAUAUCUCAGCAGGCACCUGGUUGAGGACCAGAGAUCUGGAGUUGUGUUAAGGAUGUUGUCCCUGUUUUGUGUAAACUUACAGUGUGGGGACUGUUACAGUUGUCUAUUAUAAACCACUCCAAAAUUCAGAGGCUUAAAGCAAUCAUUGGUGUUAUCUUUCACAGUUCUGUGAGUUGGCUGAGCCCGGCUGGUGUUUCCUGCAUAGGGCCCUUCAUGAGCUUACAUGGCAUGUCAGCCUGGUGCUUGGAGUCAUCUAGAGGCACUUAUGGCCUGGGCAUCCACAGUGGCUCUCACCAGGCUGGAAGCUGAUGUUGGCUGGGAUCUGAACCGAGCCUGU